AUGCCAUCACCACCACCGCCGCCACCACCUACUACCUCCAUCACCGCCACCAACACCUACCAUCACCGCCACUACCAUUACCACCCACCUACCGCCACUUCCAUCACUACCACCCAUCACCACCACCACCACCUACCACUGCUACCACCAUCGCCAUCACCAGCCACCUACCACAACCGCCACUACUACCGCCACCACUACCAACCGUCACCACCACCUACCAUCAAUACCUCCACCACCACUUACCGCCACCACCUACCACUGCCACUGCCACCACCACCACCACAUGUGGUCACUGCCAACGCCACCACCAUGUACCACAAUCACCGCCACCAUCUACCACUACUAACAACAUUGUAA
Lactuca sativa (garden lettuce) is the source of this 360-nucleotide messenger RNA. Lineage: Eukaryota; Viridiplantae; Streptophyta; Magnoliopsida; Asterales; Asteraceae. The record is from RefSeq and is a predicted model, not a curated record.